AUGCCGCCUAGUCUCAUUCCUACCGGCGGGCUAGUCUUAGCCGCUCUCGCCGGGCUCGUCGGGGCGCGGGUGGACUUGGGGGGCGGCCACAUGGGCCUGGCGAUGGCCGGGACGACCUGCAGCGGGGCACACCGAGUGGCCUGUACGGAACUCGGCGACGACUGGCCCGACAUGGGCCUAGCCUGUCCACGCGCCCACCACGACAUCCCCCGCCACACGCUCGCAAUGAUGUCGGCAACGAUCAUCCAGCUCGGCCACUAUAAACCCGUGCCCGUCGAGCAGUUCCCCAGCCAUGAGUGCUACACCACCCCGCCCAAUGCGACCGUCGCCAGCUACGGCUUCAUCAGCCAGGGCUCCUUCGACAUGUGGUUCUUCGCGCACGACAAGUGCAACUGCGAAGCCGAACAGAUGCCCAAAUGCGGGAUCAGCGCAACCGAAGAAGAGAAAUGUAACCUCCGAACGUUUACGCUUUGUAAAGUGACCAAAAAAACUGAGAUUUGUAAACCCAAACAUCACCCAGGAUGGAAGCCUAUUAGCGAGGCAUUCAGGUUCGACCCGGCCCAUCGCCAACAGGCCAUGUUCGCCGAUGUCACCAGCUUCUGGUGGCGGGUCAUGGAGCUCUGGGGCUUCUGGGGCGCCAUCUAA
Messenger RNA from Puccinia triticina, 645 nucleotides. RefSeq lists its product as uncharacterized. Bases 1 to 645 code for a protein of 214 amino acids. The transcript has 5 exons. The record is from RefSeq and is a predicted model, not a curated record. Lineage: Eukaryota; Fungi; Basidiomycota; Pucciniomycetes; Pucciniales; Pucciniaceae.